Molecule: messenger RNA, 1803 nt
Organism: Zootermopsis nevadensis
Lineage: Eukaryota; Metazoa; Arthropoda; Insecta; Blattodea; Termopsidae
Source: RefSeq, a predicted model, not a curated record
CUCGAUACACAGGACACCAUUCGCAUUUGUGCGACGGAUCUGGCUACAGCUGUAUUCCUUCUGAUUGGAUUUUUAAGUAAGAGUUCCAGCGUGCAUUAGUUUCUUGUGCGACUUCCAAAAGCUUCGCUUGUAAGAAUCAAUUUAUGCUAAAUAAUGAGAAUAAAUUACAAAAAAGUUGCGAAAUUUAUCGCCCCAUUGGACAUGGUGUUGUCAGCGUUCGUGUUCAUAAUGGAACUAAUCAAUCCCUUUCCCUUUAAAUAUGCCGUAUUGAUUGGAAUUGAUAUAGAAAUGUUUUACGCAUAUCCCACUCAACCUGACGAGGUUAUAAGUCCCUCUCGCAAGUUACUUAUAACUCUCUGCUACGUUUAUGCAGGGAUGGAGUGGCUAUGCAGCAUGUUCUUGCUGUGGGCGCUCGUAGUGAAGCAGCGUGGAUAUGCUGUCCCAUGGGUAUCAUGCAAGACUGGUAGUUGUCUAUUCCAGAUUGCUAGCCUGUUAUUUUACUUAAUUACUCAAAAACUCUGGAACCGGAACAUCCUCCUUCCAGCAUGUUUCAACAUAGGGAUUACUUACGCUGCAGCAUAUAUUGUCCACAAAGGUGUGGAUGAAUUGUCAAGUGAAAGGACACAAAAUGAGGAUGAGGGAUUCAGUCUAUGUGGGAGGAUCUGCGGGACAAAUGAGGAACCUGACAGUGCCCAGAGUAAUGAGGAGGUACCUGAAAGUGCCCAAAGGACUGAAGAUGUGCCUGCAAGUGCCCAAAUAGCUGAAGAGUUGCCUGAGAGUAGCCAAAGAGCUGAAGAGUUGCCUGAGAGUAGCCAAAAAGCUGAGGAGGGACUGGAAAGAGUUCAGAAUGCUGAAGAGUUGCCAAAGAGUUGCCAGGGAACUGAAGAGCAGAAUGGGAAAAGUCAAAUGGCUGAGAAGUUGCCUGAGAGUGGCCAGGAGCUGCCUCAGAAUGAUGACAGUGCUGAGAUGUUGUCUGAUAGCGUCCAGAAGGUUGAGAAGGUAUCUGACAGUGUCCAGAGGAAUGAUGGACUAGAAACUUGAGACAUCUGAAGGACUAAAUUCUUAUGAGAAGGCCAAAGAGGGCUGAUAUUUUGCACCAAGCCCAAGUUUCAUAAUGACUUAUUCAUGUAGUUGCAGACUUUGUUCAUUUUUUCAACAUACAGAAAUGAGCUUUCCCUUUACCAGAAAUGUUUAAAGCUCUGUUAUAUAACUGCAAAUAUUUUGAGAUUAUUUUGGUGUUCUUGAAUAUCCACCCUUAUCUUUGCCGUUUUAAUCUAAUAAAUGCUGCAACACUUCAUUUGUAGCUACAUCAUAAUCUAUACAGAACAUAAAUUAUAUAUUAUACAUAAGAUAACACCAAAGUUUUUGAUGCAACAGUUCUGUUACAUAAACGUCUUUUGAGAAUUUCCUAGUUUCCCAUUUGUGAUAUCCUCUUUCAACAAAAGGAUAUGUAUCUAUAGCUACCAGUUGUUUUACAGAAACACAUAAAUGUAUUAUGCUAUAACUAAUGUCAAUUGAAGUAAUCUUUUAAAAUGUUAUAGGAGUAGAGGAAUGCAGAGUACUGUUGAAUUGCCACUAACUCUGAAUUGAUGAUAAAACACUAGUACUCCAUUUGUUAUAAAAAUUCUUUGUAUUCUUAAUAAUAAAUUGAUUUAUUCAUGUGAAAGGAAAAGCAAGUUAGUUCAUUCAUUGUGGCAGACAUAGUCAUUAAUACUAUUGGUAGUUAUGAGCUCACCACUCUACAUUAAUUAUUGUAAAUUUUUAUACAUGAAAUGUUUUAUUAAAUAUAAGUUGUAUCAAAUU